Molecule: messenger RNA, 2180 nt
Organism: Vitis vinifera (wine grape)
Lineage: Eukaryota; Viridiplantae; Streptophyta; Magnoliopsida; Vitales; Vitaceae
Exons: 13
Coding region: 511-1755 (414 amino acids)
Source: RefSeq, a predicted model, not a curated record
AAACGGUGCGUUUUGGUGGUGUGAGAAAAACGAUGUAAAGGACGACGGCACACGGAGGAAAUAAAACGCUGCGUUUUGACGAUAGGGAAAACAGAAACGGAGAAUGCGAGACGCUGCUUCUCACACUGAGACCAGGAAACGGAAAAGUGGCCAUCAUAAGAACGGACUGCUGGCUCACUCAACACCGAAGACGACGCUCAGGAGCAAAAUCCUCGAGACUUUUUCUCUCUCUCGCGUCCCUGGAAUAUCCAAGAAGAAAGCUCAUAGAAGCUCUCCUUUUCUCUGGAGGUCAUCGUUUUUCUAGUACUUUUCUUUCACAAUUCAUACGUGAUUGAUUCCUACAAAUCAUUGUUUUCUUGGUUAUCUGUUUGGAAAAGGAAGGAGUUGUGAUGGGAUUUUGAAUUUCGUCAAGAAAUGAUUGGAGUUUCUAUCACUUAAAAAAACAAUUCUACCUCUAAAUUUCUUCCCAGUACCAGAUCGGCGUUUUGAGCACACAUUUUCUUGGAUGCAAUGGAACUCUUCGAAAGCUCUUUGCCCCUGUGCCCUAGACAUCAGCAUUGCUCACUGUGGGCUUGGAGAUUUAUGAAAUUUUGUCUUUGUAGUGUGAAGGAUGAAAUUUCUUUAACGCUUGGUGUGAUUAGUGUUAUCAGUUGGGCCAUUGCUGAGAUACCUCAAAUUAUUACAAACUACAAGGAAAAAUCCUCAGAGGGCCUCUCCAUUGCUUUUCUCAUGACAUGGAUAGUAGGAGAUCUUUUCAACGUUUUAGGCUGCUUUCUGGAACCUGCUACUCUUCCAACCCAAUUCUAUAUGGCGGUGUUAUAUACAAUAACUACUCUGAUUCUUACUGCACAAUCCAUAUACUAUGGUCACAUCUAUCAUCGAUUGAAAUCCGGUAGAUGGUACCACAAGGAGAUCAAGCCUAACCAGACUGGGACAAUCAAUAAGAAUAGAGAGGACAAUAACAGUGCUGGUGGGAGACAAGUUUCUGAUGGACUAAAAAAUGAGUCUAAUGUUUUUGGAGAAGUUCCUCUGAGUUCACCGAUCCCCGUCAAUCUUCCAGCCAGUCCUAGAAAUAUCUCUCCUUCAAGAGAAUUAUACUACAUGUCUGCAAGAUCUCUAUCAAAGAGUCAUGCCCCUGCAAUGGGAUCUUUUUUAGCACAGAGAAAAACAUCUCCCUCAGUUCAUGAUUCAAAUUCCCUUGAAGAGCCCUUACUCAGUAGUGUAGUUCUGUCACAAUCUGCACCGGCAUCAACCACUAAAUCCAUGCUUUCUAUGCUCUCAGCAACAAUGUUCUUCCUCGGCUGUUUUAAUUUCCUUCCAUCUGAAAACAACAGAGAUGGGAUUGCUGCAGAGAAACCAAACCAAGGAGGCAUUGCGCUAAAAGUAGGAAGAACACUUCUGCAGCUAAGUGAAGGUGGAGGGAACAGUGGGAUUGGGACCUUUCUCGGAUGGUCAAUGGCAGCUAUUUACUUGGGCGGACGGCUUCCCCAAAUUAUUUUAAAUAUCAGAAGGGGCACGAUUGAGGGGCUUAAUCCAUUAAUGUUCCUCUUUGCUUUAACUGGAAAUGCUACAUAUGUAGGAAGCAUACUGGUGAGCAGCUUGGAUUGGUCAAAAAUCAAACCAAAUCUACCGUGGUUGGUGGAUGCAGGAGGAUGUGUGCUUCUUGAUGCUUUCAUUUUAACCCAGUUCAUCCAUUUCCACUCUCGAACUCCAGAAGACCAAGAGAAUAAGGAUGGAAACUUCAAUGCAGCUUAGCUGGUCACAAAAUUGUUAUCAUGUUUAUCAUGUUAUCUGUCUUAUGCGCACAGGUUGCACUGAGCAUCAUGGAACAGAUUACCUACGGGUGAGGCAUUAAUUGCACAGAAUGGGGGUUCCCUUUGGUCUGCAGGUGCUACUCAUAGUAUUUUUCUUCUACCAUCCUGGUUUGAUCUGCAGAUGCUACUCUUAGUUGAAUACAGAGCCCCAUGAUAAAAGAAUAAUUGGCAUACUGGGGUUGUACAGAUCUCACUAGCCUUUUCUUUUUCCAGGUCUUCUUCAGUACAAUUUUCAAUUCUAGCAAUCGCAACAGUGACUUGGUAGUUUUAUCCAAGUGAUAACACUUCUUUUACCAUUAAUUCACGUUUGCAGCUAAAUUUUCAAUGGUGUUUAUUACUUAUGAAAACAAAUUGUCAAUUGUCUUA